Molecule: messenger RNA, 2082 nt
Organism: Sebastes umbrosus (honeycomb rockfish)
Lineage: Eukaryota; Metazoa; Chordata; Actinopteri; Perciformes; Sebastidae
Product: kunitz-type protease inhibitor 1-like
Exons: 10
Coding region: 38-1636 (532 amino acids)
Molecular function (GO): protein binding; serine-type endopeptidase inhibitor activity
Source: RefSeq, a predicted model, not a curated record
GAGCCGGUUAACUGUUUCUUACUGCUGCAUUCACACGAUGCCUCCAUCCUCCUCUUCCUGCUCUUCCUUCCUCCUCCUCCUCCUCCUCCUCCUCCUCCCUCACCUACGGCCCACCGGAGCGGCAGGUGACGCGGACUGUAGCGGUGUGUUCCGCGCCGGUCAGGAGAACUUCGUGCUGGACGCGGAGGACGCGGUGGAGAGCGGCGCGAAGCUGCUGUCCACCGCGCAUGUGAUCUCCGAGGAGGCCUGUAGGAGCGCGUGCUGCGACGACCCGCGCUGCAACCUGGCGCUGCUGGAGCCGCGCGGCACCGCAGCAGCGGCAGGAGCGGCAGCAGCGGCAGGAGCGGCAGGAGCGGCAGGAGCGGAAAACCGCACCUGCGUCCUGUUCAACUGCGUCCACAGAAACCGCUUCGUCUGCAGGUUCGUGAACCAGCCCGGAUACCUGAGCUACAUCAGAGAGUCCACGUUCAAGAAGCACCUCCAGGGACCAGGUGAGUCCGCACCUGGACCAGGAACACCUGGACCAGGUGAACAGGCUCCGCCCAUCGCCAUCGCAAGCCGUGACGUCGUCGUUCAGCCCGGCGAGGUGGUGACGCUCAGCGGCAUCCAGAGCCUAGUGCUGGGGGACGCCCACAUUGACAGGUACCGCUGGACUCAGCAGAGCGGAGACGCCGGCGUCUUGAAGGAGAAGACCGAUCUACCUGACCAGGUGCAACUCUCCAACCUGCAGCCGGGCUCGUACGUCUUCCAGCUGACCGUCACCGACUCCAACGACCAAUUUCACUCUGCCAAGGUCACCGUCCUCGUCCUCAGCCCGCAGCUGUCCAGCUUGUACUGUCUGGCCCCGAUGAAGGUUGGCCCGUGUCGCGCUGCGUUUCCUCGCUGGCGUUACGACGCUGCGAAGGGCGAAUGUGAGAAGUUUGUGUUCGGAGGCUGUAAAGGAAACAACAACAACUUCCUGUCCGAGGACGAUUGUUCGUCUGCCUGCAACGGAGUCACAGCGGCUACACAGAGGGGCGUCACUCUGCCUACCGCUGAGGAGUGUAAUUCAGCGUGUAGACCCACUCAGUUGAUCUGCGACAGCGGCUGCUGUCUGGACAGAGGUCUGGAGUGUGACGGCGUGACGCAGUGCAGCGACGGCUCAGACGAGAACCACUGCAGCAAACUGAACCAGACCUUGAACAACCUGCUGAACAUUGACGUGAACCAGAGGAAAGCACGGUGCGCGGAGCCCCCCAUGACCGGUCCGUGUCGGGCCAGUUUCACCCGCUGGUACUACGACCCUCUGAUCAGGAAGUGCUCCCGCUUCACCUACGGCGGCUGUGAAGGAAGCGAAAACAACUUUGAGGAAGAAGACAAGUGCAGCAAGACCUGCAGAGGAGUGACCGAGCGUAACGUGUUCUUCAAAGGGGUGUUUGACCGUUUCGGGGCAGAUGAUGAUGAAACUGACUCAGGAAACAUAGCGCUGGCCGUCUGUCUGUCGGUGGCCAUCUUGGCUCUGUUGGCCGUCCUGACCUACUGCUUCCUCAAGUCUAGGAAGAAGCGCGCCCAAAGGUCCUCCGCCACAACCGCCGCCCAUGUGGUGCUGUCGGAGCAGGACACGCUCGUUUACAACACUACCACCAAACCUGUGUGACGUCAUCACCCAGCUUGUAUGACAUCAUCAUCAUCACUGUCGCCAUGACGACCACCAAAUGGACUUUACAGUUACAGUAUUUGGGGAAACUGAUAAUUAAAGUGUAAUUUCUUUAUUAUUAACCGUGUUGAUCAUCAUCAGACUGGAGAGACAGACGGACCGGAUUUUAUGGAAUAAUCUCAUUUUAACAAGCAGCUGUCCAGGUUUUAUUUUUUUUUACAGUGCAUCGGGUUUCUGCUCUCAUAUAUUUCAUAUCAGUUUGUGUUUGAUAUAUUUAUGAAUUGUGUGUGUGUGUGUGUUUGGGGUCUCAGGUUUCAGAUUUAAAAUGUUUGAUUUCACCUCUUUGAAUGUAAAUAUGAAGUUGUUUUUAAUAAUCUCAGGUCGUUAAUAUCUGAUGCCGUUGUGUUUUUUAAUGUUUGUUAAUAAAGUCUGGUGGGAACAAGAAG